This is a messenger RNA of Erigeron canadensis, 755 nucleotides long. Its product is annotated as cell wall / vacuolar inhibitor of fructosidase 1-like. Bases 125 to 640 code for a protein of 171 amino acids. Lineage: Eukaryota; Viridiplantae; Streptophyta; Magnoliopsida; Asterales; Asteraceae. Gene Ontology annotation, molecular function: enzyme inhibitor activity. Gene Ontology annotation, biological process: negative regulation of catalytic activity. The transcript has a single exon. The record is from RefSeq and is a predicted model, not a curated record.
UCCACUCGAAAGCAAACUUCACACCCCAAAAGCUAAGGUUCAAUCAUCUCAAUCAAAUUUAAAGCCUUGGUUAUAAAUGCAGUUGUAAAUGAUUGCCUUUCAAGAAAGAAAAAAAUAGUUCACUAUGAAGUUCUUUUACUAUCUCAUAUUUCUUUCUCUUCAUAUCCUUCAAUCUCCAUAUAUGGUCAAGGGAGACAAAAGGCUAAUAGAAAGUACAUGCAAAGCUACUCCCUCGUAUAAUUUAUGCAUAUCAACUCUCUUGUCAAACCCCAAGAGCACAAGUGGUGAUAUUAGUGACUUAGGACUUAUCAUGGUUGGUGCAACCAAGGCUAAAGCCACUCAAGCCAUACAACAAAUCAAGUCUCUUUAUAGGUCCCGACCUGAACUGAGGCACUCGUUAAACGAGUGCGCUCAGAUGUACAUGGCCGUGGUGAAGGCAGAUGUGCCUUCAGCCAUUCAGGCCUUGGAUGGUGGUCAACCAAAGUAUGCCGAGGAUGGAAUGGCUGAUGUCGCGGUAGAGUCUCAAGCUUGUGAACGGAGUUUUAGUGGCCGUGGUCAGAAAUCGCCGUUAACUCGCAAGAAUAAGGACAUCGAAAAUGUCUCUAAUGUAGCUAGAGCUAUUAUUAGGAUGUUACUAUAAAUAAUUUGUUAUUUCAUCUCAUGUUAAAGCAUGUAUGCAGUAUUCUAGCUAUAGAUUUCUAUAUAUAUAUUGUAACUUCUUUUUCCUAACAAAUACGCAUAGCUUACGUGUUCAA